Messenger RNA from Chenopodium quinoa (quinoa), 1215 nucleotides. RefSeq lists its product as uncharacterized. Bases 334 to 993 code for a protein of 219 amino acids. The record is from RefSeq and is a predicted model, not a curated record. Lineage: Eukaryota; Viridiplantae; Streptophyta; Magnoliopsida; Caryophyllales; Amaranthaceae. The transcript is spliced from 5 exons.
CGGUGUGUGAAGGAAACGUCUUUAAUUUCUUGCCCCUUUUUGUCAUUCAUACAUACAUUCAUACUCUCUAGACAAACAUUUUUCUUUAUUUUUAUAGUCACCUAAACCAAAACCCCAUAAAAGAGAGGAGUGGAAAGGAGAGGAAGGUAGAAAGAAAGAUAUGAGAAGCUUGAAAAUCAAAGGUGAAAAAACCCACAAAAUCACCCAAAAAACCUCAUAAACAACAACAUCAUACUGCUCAAACUCUCAUAUUCAAACGGUAGAAUGUUUUGAGUAAUUUCAACUCUAUAAUUUCAUCUACAAUACUAGAUCUUAAGGAAAUCUAUACAAUUCAUGGAAAGAAGAGAAGAGAAGAAUCAGAUUAAAUCGACGGAGCCAGAAUUUGUGUUACAGUGGGGGAAAAGACUUAGAUGUGUUCGUGUUAAAAAUCCAAAUUUCUCAUCAAAAUCUACCGGCGGAAUCCGCCAGAAAAUCACAUCUCGCAUCGUUACCACUGACGCCGCCGGUGACCCUUCUUUCUCUCCGCUCCACCGCACAAACAACAACAAUACAAGCACCAACCAUAACCACAGGGGUUCGGAUGCGUCGGGACAUCUAAAGUCGCCGGAGAAAGAAGAGAGUUAUUAUACGACGAGAGGGUCAACGGUUGGAGACGAGAGAGAAAAUGGGAAGUCGAUAAUAAUGGCGGAAGGAAAUGGGUUUGGGAUUACGGCGCAAGAAAGAGGGGGUUUGGUAUGGCCGAAGUUGUUUGUAAGUUUAUCAAGUAAAGAGAAGGAAGAAGAUUUUCUUGCCAUGAAAGGUUGUAAACUUCCUCAAAGACCUAAAAAGAGGGCUAAAUUGGUUCAACGUACUUUACUUUUGGUGAGUCCAGGAGCAUGGUUGUCUGAUAUGUGCCAAGAGAGGUAUGAAGUGAGAGAAAAGAAGACUCCCAAGAAGAGACCAAGAGGUUUAAAGGCUAUGGGCAUGGGAACGAUAGACAGCGACUCGGAGUGAAACGAGCUCCUUUCGUCGACAGCUUCUGUCGUUUGCAAAAAGAAAAUUAGGAUUUUGUAGAUCUGAUUAUUGCUUCUAUGCAAAUUGUAUUUUUUUGUUCACUGAUUAUUCUUCCUUUAAACAAAUGAAUUAAGGAACAACUUCAUCCAUUUUGUACAUAUUAGUGCUUGAAAAAAAUACAAGAUUUUCACUAAUUGGUAGUAAUAGAUUAAUUUUUUUGCU